UGGACUUCUUAGAAGCUGUUCAAAUAAAGAGAGGAUGGGGCUGUCCCAGUCAGAGGCACCUGGACCCCUUUGGGUACAGAAGGUGGUGAGGAAGAACAGGACAGACCCAUGGGGACCACUGUCUUCUGGAUGCUCCCUCUCCUCCUGGUGAUGCCGGUGGAGGUCCGCGAGAGUUCCGAUUUCCAUCUGGCUGGGGACUACCUCCUGGGGGGAUUGUUCACCCUCCACGCCAACAUCAAGGGCAUAGCUCAUCUCAAUUACAUGCAGGUGCCCCGGUGCAAAGACUAUGACGUCAAGGUGCUGGGCUACAAUCUGAUGCAGGCCAUGCGCUUCGCUGUGGAAGAGAUCAAUAACGACAGCCGCCUGCUGCCCGGGGUCUCGCUGGGCUACGAGAUGGUGGACGUGUGUUAUGUCACGAACAACAUCCAGCCUGUCCUCUACUUCCUGGCCAAGGAGAACUUCAACCUGCCCAUCCAGCAGGACUACAGCAGCUACGAGCCGCGGGUGGUGGCCGUCAUCGGCCCUGACACCUCCGAGUCUGUCGUCACCGUCAGCAACUUCCUCUCCCUCUUCCUUCUUCCCCAGAUCACCUACAGCGCCGUCAGCGACGAGUUUCGGGACAACAGCCGGUUCCCGGCUCUAUUCCGCACCAUUCCCAGUGGCGAGCACCAGAUCAAGGCCAUGAUCCAGCUCAUAACCUACUUCCACUGGAACUGGGUCAUCGUCAUCGCGAGCAGCGACGACUACGGCCGGGAGAACAGCCAGCUCUUCAACGAGAAGCUGAAGGGGGAGAAAAUCUGUGUGGCCUUCCAGGAGUCCCUCCCUGUCCCCUUGGGCAACAAGACGCUGAUGCCCGCGGAGAAGAGGAGGCUGGAGGCCAUAGUGGACAAGAUCCAGAACAGCUCUGCCAAGGUGGUGGUGGUGCUGUCCCUGGAUCUGGCGCUCUAUGACUUCUUUGAGGAGGCCAUCUCCCAGAACGUCACAGGCUACGUGUGGAUCGCCUCCGAGUCCUGGUCCAUCGACCCCGUCAUCCACGGCAUCUCCCGCAUCCAGCAAAUCGGGACCUUCCUGGGCAUCAGCACCCAGAACAUCCCCAUCCCAGGCUUCAGCGACUUCAGGGUGCGGCAGACCCCCACGGGGAGGCCGGAGACGGACAAGAAGCACUCGGGGCCCACCUGCAACCAGGAGUGUGACACCUGCCCGGACACCCUGAAGUCCUACAACGCCAUCCUCACCCACUCUGGGGAUCGCGUGGCCUACAAUGUCUACUCAGCCGUCUACACCGUGGCCCACGCCCUGCACCGCCUGCUCGGCUGCAACGCUAUCGGCUGCGCCAAGGACACGGUGUACCCCUGGAAGUUGCUCCAGGAGAUUCGGAAGGUGAACUUCACCCUAUUGGGCCACAGGAUCUACUUUGACAAGAAUGGGGAUCCACCCAUGGGCUUGGAGAUCAUUCAGUGGCAAUGGGAUACGGGUCACGACCCUUUCAAAAGAAUCGCCUUCUACAAUCCAGCCCAGCAGUACUUGUCCAACGUGGCUACCAACAUCUCUUGGAACACCCCCAACAACUCGGCUCCCUUCUCCGUGUGCUCCAACAGCUGUCAGCUGGGUCAGCGGAAGAAGCCCAUGGGGCUGCACAUCUGCUGCUUUGAGUGUAUCAACUGUCCUGCUGGGACCUACCUCAACCAGUCAGGUGACUUUGAGUGCCAGCCCUGCCCCCCGCACGAGUGGUCCAACGAGGGCGAGGCGCACUGCUUCCGGCGGCGGCUGCGCUUCCUCGAGUGGCGGGAGCCGGCCACCCUCGCGGUGGCGCUGCUGGCGGGCCUGGGCUUCCUGGGCACGCUGGGCGCGCUGGGCGUCUUCUGCGCCGACUGCUGGACGCCGGUGAGUGCGCUUCGGCGGGGGCCUGCUUCCUGUCUUCGGCGUCAUGUGCUGUUGGUGGCCUACGGCGCGGUGCCCGUGUACGUGGGCCGGCCCUCGGUGCCCGCCUGCCUCUGCCGCCAGGUGCUCUUCAACCUGUGCUUCACCCUCUGCAUGGCCUGCAUCACCGUGCGCUCCUUCCAGAUCGUCUGCGUCUUCAAGAUGGCGCGCCGCCUGCCGCGCGCCUACAGCUGCUGGCUGCGCUACCGCGGGCCCUACGCGUCCGCGGGGCUGCUCACGCUGCUCAAGGCCGCCGUGGUGGCCGCCCACGUCCUGCUCACGCCCGCCGGCCUCACGGUGCGCCACGACCCCGACGACGCCCGCGCCAUGACGCUCAACUGCAACGGCCACUACGGCCGGGCCCUGCUGCUCAACACGGGCCUGGACCUGGCGCUCUGCGUGCUGGCCUUCGGCUUCGCCUACCUGGGCAGGGAGCUGCCCACCAGCUACAGCGAGGCCAAGUUCAUCACGCUCAGCGUGACCUUCUACUUCGUCUCCUCCGUCUUCCUCUGCACCUUCGUGUCCGUCUACCAGGGCGUCCUGGUCACCAUCUUCGACAUGGCCGUCACCGUGGUCAACCUGCUGGGCAUCAGCGUGGGCUACUUCGGGCCCAAGUGCUACCUGAUCCUCUUCUGCCCCGAGCGCAACACGGCCGCCUACUUCAACGGCGUCAUCCAGGGCUACACCAUGAGGAAGGAGUAGGCGGGGGGCGGGGCCGGAGAGACGGGGCGGGGAGCCCUUAACGCCGGGCGUGGCCUGCGCCAGCCUUGUGUCCUGCAGGCCCUCUCCGGGAGGCGUAGGAAUGACCUCACCUUCCUUUAACUCUUUUUUUUUCUGACGUAAUUGGGGUUAAGUGACUCCCAGAGUCACACAGCCGGGAAGUGUGAAGUGUCCGAGAUCACACCGGAACUCGGGUCCUCCUGACUUCCGGGCUGGCGCGCUAUCCACUGCGCCCCCUAGCGGCCCCUCCUUUAACUCUUAAACCUGCUUUUCCCUCUUCAAAUUUCAUCAAAAUCAUCCUCUUCUGCACUAGUCUGGGAGGAAUAGUCCGAUUUUGGCGCUAGCGAGCCCCCUAUCACUGGAGGUCUUCGAGUGGAAACGGGUUGGCCGUGGAUGGCGUAGAGAAGAUCCGUGGUCCAUCGAUGACGCGGAGCAAAGGGCCGUUCUCAGAAGGAGAUGCCCUUUGACCUUUGAGGCCCCGCCUCUCUGGGCUGUUUACUUAAAGGGGGCUCACUAGCCUGCCCGCGGGUGAUGGCGGUGGGCAUCCUUUUUGGCCCGAGGAGGCUUUUUGAUUGGAUCUCGUGGAAUAUGAACAGGGCCUGUAUACCUUUUUAAAUGGAUCAAAGUCAGUCAGUGAGAAAAAGGGCUCGGGCGCUAAGCAAUUUGUAGAAAAGGGACAAGCUGUCUCGGGAUUGGGGGCGGGAAAAAGACUCUCAGUGCCUGAACUGGAGGCGCUAGAACAAACUAGAGAUGUGGCAGAGGAGAGACGAGAGGAGGGCCCCUUAAAGGAAGUCCCGAGGAAAGCGCUUUCUUCAGCAGGGCUUCCCAGUCCCUGCGUACAUGCAGGAAUAGUUGCUGUUUCGUGGCUCAUAAGCUGCAAAUAAACCGAAUUUCACCCGAUCUAUAAAGAGGCCGGGGGAUAAAUAACGAUAGAUAUAGGGUUAGGCAGGGGGCCCAAUCUCGAGCCUAAAUACUGAGAAUUUUCCUAACUGGGGUCUCAGCAGUUCAGAUUUUUCCCACUUACAAUAAACUCCCCAAAGGCAAACAGGAGCGGAUUCAGUGGAGCUUAAGAGCUCCCUAAACUAAAAAUGAGCUAAUGAUAGUAACCAACUGUUACAACUGGAAGGGAUUCUCUCUCGGAGUAGUUUAUUUAAAUGUAGAACUGAAAAACAGAAAGUUGCUUCUCACGGCUAGCUUGAGUCUCGCUUGCUAUUAUAGAAACGAAUUUCCUCUUUUUGUUCUUCUCAGAGGCUGAGAGCAGUUAACUGAUGUAAGAAGUGUGUGAUACGCGGGAUGCUGGCUCUUAGGGGGUUGGUUUCUGCCCUUGUCCAUCCUGGGGCCACCUUCAUUCUUUGGGAAUCCAGAGGAACUGUCCAGAGGAAACUCUAAGCACAGUUAAUUAGCCUUGUGACUGUUUUUCUCAAAAGCUGUGAUCCUCCAUGUAUACUUAUAUUGUAUUUAAUUUAUACUUUAACAUAUUUAACAUGUAUUGGUCAU
Sarcophilus harrisii (Tasmanian devil) is the source of this 4137-nucleotide messenger RNA. It is a transcript of the gene TAS1R2, whose product is annotated as taste 1 receptor member 2. Gene Ontology annotation, cellular component: membrane; sweet taste receptor complex. Gene Ontology annotation, molecular function: sweet taste receptor activity; G protein-coupled receptor activity. Gene Ontology annotation, biological process: G protein-coupled receptor signaling pathway; sensory perception of sweet taste. Lineage: Eukaryota; Metazoa; Chordata; Mammalia; Dasyuromorphia; Dasyuridae. The record is from RefSeq and is a predicted model, not a curated record.